Molecule: messenger RNA, 2132 nt
Organism: Boeremia exigua
Lineage: Eukaryota; Fungi; Ascomycota; Dothideomycetes; Pleosporales; Didymellaceae
Product: heterokaryon incompatibility protein-domain-containing protein
Exons: 2
Coding region: 134-2047 (637 amino acids)
Source: RefSeq, a predicted model, not a curated record
AGCAGGCUCAGCCUCGCGUCAACCUGCCCCUCUUACUCACCACCCAUCCUUCCUCCUCCUCACUCCACACUUCCCAAGUAUCUCCAUGCUCUGAACGAAUAACGCAUCGCGGACGGCGAUCCCAGCCGCCGCCAUGGCCGACCAGCAAACGCCGACCUCUUUCACCACCUUCUGCACCCAGCUCUGUGAAGGCUGCAGCCUCGUCCGCUAUCUACGCACCCCCGACCCACCGCCCCCAACCAUGUACGAGAAAUACUGCGCACUGCCCAAAGGCGCGCACGACUACGCGUUUGAAUUGUCGGAUACCUGUCCGCUGUGCGCCCAGAUACGCGCGCUGGUGGCAAGCGAGCCGCAGCGCGUGCGCGUGUUUCUGAGUAGUUCGCUGGCGGGGAGAGAGCAGGUAAGGUAUCGCGAGAAGUGGGAAGAGGGGCGGGUGAGGUAUGGAGAGGUGGAGGUGUGUGUGGAUGAGGAGCGGGGGAGUGUGCAGCGCUCGUUUGGUGUGCGUGGGUGGGAGGUGCAGGGGGACGCUGCUUCUGCGGAGGGGAGGGCUGAGCGGGGAGGUGAGGUGCGGGUUCGUAAGGUAAAGACGGAUGCGGUGGAUUACGAUAUGAUGCGCGGCUGGCUGGAGACUUGCGCGAGAUUGCAUGGGAGGGCGUGUGUGCCUGUGCAGAGUGUUGUGGUUCCUGGGUUCAAGCUGAUAGAUUGUCUGACAAGGGCCAUUGUUGCGCCGGGUGAAGGGGGGUUUGAGUAUGUUGCGCUCUCGUAUGUGUGGGGUGCGCCUGAUAGCAGAGAUGGGAAUCCGUUGACGUUUCCAAAGACGAUUGAGGACAGCAUGGUUGUAACGAAGGAGUUGGGGCUGCGGUAUCUCUGGGUAGAUCGCUAUUGUAUUGACCAGAGCAAUGCAGCCGAGAAGCACACGCAGAUCAACAUGAUGAACUACAUAUACGCACAAGCCUAUUUCACCAUCGUCGCGGGUACAGGUGACGCCUGGACAGGGCUGCCGGGUGUUAGCUCAGCGCGUCGAGCACAGCAACGGCUCAUGCUGGGCGACAUGGAGCUCCUCAACAUGCCGUCGAAGUCCUUCCCCCGGCCGCAGCUCUCGUGGGCGACCCGCGCCUGGACCUUCCAGGAAGGCAGCAUGUCGCGGCGGAAACUCGUCUUCUUGGACGAGGAAGCCAUGUUUCUGUGCGAGGAGAUGCACUGCCUCGAGAGCAUCGUCGAGAACGCCCCGCAAACGCUUGGCCAGCAGCACAGCAAUAUCCCAGACUACGGGAUUCGCAUGUACGUCCCCCGGGUCUACAAGACCCAGUCGCGCCCCCUGCUGCGCGACGCAGAAGCCCUGCUCAUGUCCUACUGCCCCCGCGCACUCAGCUACCCCUCCGACGCCGUGAACGCCUGUCUCGGCAUCCUCAACGCCUGCGGCAUCGCCCACUACUGGGGCGUCCCGAUCGGCCCGCGCUGGGGACUUGCCUUAGAAUCCGAGAUGAGUCUGCGGUGGCGCAACAGCGGUCCAGCAGCCCAAGAGCGCCCGGAGUUCCCCUCGUGGUCCUGGGCGCGCUGGGCCGGCGCGAAGCACUUCUUCGUCGACGCGCGCAACGUCAGCCACGUCCGCGUCGAGCUCAGACUCGACGCCGGGGCUUGGGUCGACACGGCGCGUGGUGCUGCGCUGGCCGGGAAUGUGAACCGCGUCAGCGCCUCCAGGGUCCUGCGGCUGACGGGCACGGCGGUGUCGCCGCGCUUCGUCACGCACGAGGGCUGCGUGUACGCUGCGGUGAGCACCGAGCACGGGGCUGUGCUGCGCGUCUAUGUGACGUUUGACAGUGGCGCGAUGCCGCUCGACGGCCUGGCGGGCGCGGUGCUGCUGUUCUGCCGCGACUUGCAGCAGUUCCAGCGUAUCGAUGGACAGGCGCUUGUGAUUAUACCUCGCGGGGAGCGUUUCGUACGCGUUGGUCUUGCUGGCGGGGCGGAGUGUGAGGACGGAGGGGGGUUGGAUGAGGGGCCUGUGGUUCUUAAGGAUGCUUCUCGUCGGACUGUCUAUCUGGAAUGACUGACGUGUGUAGUCUACAGAGUCAGUUCCGUUGAUGCUGCGUAAACUCCGCCCGUGUUCAAGCAUUUGGGGAGAAAGGGUAUGA